AUGGCCGCGCCCACCCAACUCCCCGAGACUGCCAAGCCAAAGCACUCCAACCAAUCUGAAGCCGGUCCAGCCCCACUGGCUUCUCCAACAGCCCCCAUGCCACGCCCUGCAUCCCAUCUAGCACCCAUGCCUUCAGAUCAUCCAGACUUCCGAUCCAAGUCCGCUCGUCUUAGAUGCCAACCGCCCCGUACAAACAACUGCGGCACAUUCAAACAACCACCGUCAGUCGCUGCCACUAGCCGUCCAAAGCCAGGCAACCCAUUCCUCCAGCCCCCAACCAAAGGCACGCCUCCCCCAAAGAAGAAGAAGAAGAACCACACAGAAGGAUGCCACACACACGAAGCCAAUCCAGAACCAAACACCAAACACACAGAAACAGAGUCCCCCAAACCACAAACUUCUACACAGCAUCACACUCCCAUAACUAUCCCUUCCUCCCUCCUUAGCCAGAACACCCAGAGAGAGAAAAGAGGCCUGCCACUCCUAACAUCAAGGCCAAGCACCAUCCCAGCAAACACUUAUCAACCACAAUCUCCGCACAUCCACUCACACACCCCGCUCCAGCGCCCCAUCUCCACUGCCCUCCUCCACCAAAACCUCCACAUCCGAGCUCGGAACAUCCGACACACAGGCAGACUCCACGGAAGCCCCACAAAAGGUGCCCAGACAGCCCAACAAGCACAGCCACAUCCUCCAAAACAGCUAGCAACCCUCUAG
This is a messenger RNA of Encephalitozoon cuniculi GB-M1, 717 nucleotides long. RefSeq lists its product as uncharacterized. The coding region runs from base 1 to 717 and encodes 238 amino acids. The transcript has a single exon. Lineage: Eukaryota; Fungi; Microsporidia; Unikaryonidae. The record is from RefSeq and is marked provisional.